GUAGAAGGGGGAUUUUAGGUAAGCGAUAUGGGUGUGGAGGGAAAUGGUCAGGAGGAGGCAUGGAAGGUACCAGAAUGUCCAGAUGGGCGCAGAUGCAACUCUUUUUAAACGAGAUUAUGCUAUUGUUGAGAAUAACAUUGCUAUUAACGCUUUUGCUUAUUAGCAUUACUAUGAAAUAGCCUUGUCAGAGAAUAAAUCAGAUUUGUAUGUUAAAUUCAUAGGGCCAGACCCAAUUUUUGAGGUCUUCUCAACCAAAGCUCUAGCUGAAUUAAAGAAGCUAACCCCUGAAAGUUUGAUAGAGAUAAUGACUUCUUGAUUAAGAUUGUAUGGAAAAUAUUAGCUUUAUAUAAGAAAUGAGAUGAUUUAAAAUCUCUAAAUAUUUCCGAAAAGCUUCACAAGUAUGAAAUCGAAUAAGAAUUGGAGAGAUAGAAGAAAUAGCCUCAUGAAAGCGAUGGGAAUCAACUAUGCAUCUGGGUACAUCCAGAAGUUUCUCAGUGCUAUGGAAAAGAUUUGAGCAGAUGGAAGCCAGGCAGUAAGGUCAACCUGACUAAAGAAUUUGCUGGUGUAGAAUUCUUGUUUAUGACAAAGGUCUUGUUUGGUAAAGAAUUCGAUCUUUACAAUUAUUUAUUUGAUUAUGAACAUGCUAAUGGUCAGAUGGAUAUGCAAACAAUAAUUCAAAAAAUUCUUCAAGAUACCUUUUCAGGAUACAUGAACUUACUUGGAACUUUGUUUCCUUUCAUUAAUGACUACAAUCUUCUCCCUCCUUAUACAAGGAUUGUCAGAAAUGUUGAUAGAUUGACACAGAGAUUGCAAGAUUUUUUGAAAACUUGUGAUGAUGAAGAUGCCGUUUAUCUGAAACUUAAAAAUGAAAAUGACAUGUUGUUGCAACUAUUCGCUGGUUCGGAUACAACUUCUCGUUCAGUUGUAGCUUUGUUUUACUACAUCAAAAAGUAUCCUGAAGUCUAUGAUAAACUUGUGAAGCUUUACGAACAAGAAGGAAUCACUAAGAAUGGUGAUCUACAAAAAGACAAAGUCACUGUUGAAGGGUUUGAGAAUUGUGAAUAUGCUGAGUAUGUUAUCAAAGAACUGUUGAGGCUUGAUGUUCCAACAGUGGAGACUGUAUCUUACAAGUCGUUGGAAGACAUAGAAAUUUGUGGAGUUCCAAUUAAGAAAGGAAACUUCUUUACCCUUGGAGUAGCUGGGUUCCACCUUGAUAAAAAGCAUUGGCAUGAACCUAUGAAGUUUAUUCCAGAAAGAUUUGACCCUGAAUCAGAGUACUUCAACUCUCCAACAACAGGCAAGGCUAGAGACCCUCUCAGCUUUGUUCCAUUUUCCACUGGAUUGAGAGGAAGUCCUGGACAAACAUUCGCAAAACUGACGAUGAAGAUAGCAUUACCAUUCUUCCUAUCAAAUCUUGAUUAUGAUGUAAAUUUAGAUGAAGGGCUAUUGGAGAACUAAAAGGUAAACUUAAGCAACACGUCU
Moneuplotes crassus is the source of this 1482-nucleotide messenger RNA. The record is from the annotation of a GenBank genome assembly. Lineage: Eukaryota; Ciliophora; Spirotrichea; Euplotida; Euplotidae.